Molecule: messenger RNA, 1503 nt
Organism: Aspergillus terreus NIH2624
Lineage: Eukaryota; Fungi; Ascomycota; Eurotiomycetes; Eurotiales; Aspergillaceae
Product: terpene synthase family protein
Exons: 4
Coding region: 1-1503 (500 amino acids)
Source: RefSeq, a predicted model, not a curated record
AUGACCUCGUACGGCCCGCAAAUCGAGAAAUUAGUGCGAUAUAUUACCGCUGCCUGGUGUGACCGCGAUCUUGUCUUUGCCGAUAAAUGGAACGUGUCGGAAUUCUACCCCAUCAUGCUGAUGUGUGACUGUCUUGUCCGGCUGCUUUACCACUGGGACCAAGGUCACCUCCUGCACAUAUCUGAGGAGCUCAUCACCGAAAAGGUGCCACUCGUCCUCUGGCAAGCAUUAAUGCAGACGCUCCAGAGGCAGAACCAUAAUGAUCUCCAAAGCCUAUGUGUUGGCUGGGCUGAAGGCCAAAAACCCCAAGUAUACGAUGGGCGACAGGAUCAGAACAAUUUACGUACCGGAUGUUUUCUUGGUGGACUCAAAAGAGCUCGCACCGCCAUGUUUGAUCGCAAGGGCAUGAAGAAGGACAAUUAUCUGGCGUUCACCCCGUCGGCGGUCUGCUGUGCGAAUAACCUCCAACGCGCCUUCAUCAAAACAGACAUUUUGCACGACUUCAUGGUGUUGAUCAUGCGUGUGUACCAGUGGGAUGAGUACAUGGAGCAUGACGUGGCUAAGGAGCUCGUGAGCAAUUUGUCCGAAGUCAAGGAAGUGAUCAGGGGGAUCUUCAAGCCCGAUGGGUUCAAGAGGAAUGUGAAGAGAGCGGUAGCACAGGCCAAGGGAUCUGUCCACACUAGCGAGGGCCACACAAACGGGCAUUGGAAGGGAAACUCAGCUCAGCCCUCCAACGAGGAUCCGCAUCCACAGUCGAACGGACACCAUAAUGGAGCCGGGAACGGCCACGUCAACGGCGCUGCGGAGCCGAUUCUUGUUCACAAAACCACUUUCCCAGCGGCUCUCUCGUCUCUCAAGGAUCGACUGCAAAGCUUAAUGUCAAGCAUUGUCCAUCACCCGCGGGUCCUCGUGGCAACCGCCUACGACAAGCAGCAGCUCCAUUACGAGCUCCGCGAAUGUCUGCUGGCCCAUGUCACCCAAAUCAUGGACAGUCGACAGGCCACGCAGCCGGACCAAGACAGAGACUGGCUCCCACAAACCUCAUACCACACCUGGUUACGUACCACCGGAUCCAGCCAUAGAUGUGCGCUAUUAUCGCUGGCCUAUCUCCUCUGUCUCAUGUCCAGGGAGCAGAAGCAGGCACUCAUGCCAGAGGAGACUUACGUGGUUCAAUAUAUCUGCAUGCAUCUUGGUCACAAAGCGCGACUGGAGAAUGACCGGGCUUCGUACGCCCGAGACAAGAGAGAGGGGGAUUUGAACUCACUGGAUUUCCCCGAGUUUCGACAUGUCAGUUCGGAAGAUGACCGAAAGACCCAUCUGGCUCCAAUUGUCGAUUAUGAGCGGAAGUGUUGCGUGGCCGGCAUCGAGACCCUACGGGAGCUGCAGGCCGAACACAAGUCCCCUGGCUGCGAGGAGGUGUUGACGAUGCUGGAAUUCUAUCUGUUUCUGACGGAUAUUUAUAACGAUGUUUAUGUUAUGAGGGAUAUCUCUUGUUCGGGCUGA